This is a messenger RNA of Humulus lupulus (European hop), 2557 nucleotides long. Its product is annotated as probable 1-deoxy-D-xylulose-5-phosphate synthase 2, chloroplastic. Gene Ontology annotation, biological process: terpenoid biosynthetic process. Gene Ontology annotation, molecular function: 1-deoxy-D-xylulose-5-phosphate synthase activity. The record is from RefSeq and is a predicted model, not a curated record. NCBI's taxonomy places the organism in Eukaryota, Viridiplantae, Streptophyta, Magnoliopsida, Rosales, Cannabaceae. The transcript has 10 exons. The coding region runs from base 79 to 2220 and encodes 713 amino acids.
CAGCCAGCUGCUAUAUAAACUUGGUUCUUGUCUUCGUCUUCUAAAUCUCCUCACAAAGUUCAUAGCCUUACAUUAGCUAUGGCGGUUUCGGGGUCUUUCAUUGUACCAAACCAAUCUUUCCUUUCACAACUUAAAUCUCCAGAAUCAUAUUACAGCUCCAGAAAACAGUUGUGUUUAAGACUGAGAGCAUCUCUUUGUAGCUCAGACGGUGGGGAAGAAAAAUUUGUCAGUAAGGAAAAAGAUGAGUGGAAAAUUAAGUAUUCCAGUGAAAAACCAGCCACCCCAUUGCUUGAUACAGUCAAUUACCCAGUUCACAUGAAGAAUUUAUCCACACAGGAUCUUGAACAACUAGCAGCAGAGCUUCGAGCAGAUGUAGUCCAUACAGUAUCAAAGACAGGUGGGCAUCUGAGUGCCAGCUUGGGAGUUGUGGAGCUCACAGUAGCACUGCAUCAUGUUUUCAAUGCCCCUGAUGAUAAAAUCAUAUGGGAUGUUGGACAUCAGACAUACCCACAUAAGAUUCUUACUGGAAGGAGGUCCCAAAUGCAUACCAUUAGAAAGACUUCUGGUCUAGCAGGGUUUCCCAAAAGAGAAGAGAGUGUUUAUGAUGCUUUUGGUGCAGGACACAGUUCUACAAGCAUAUCUGCAGGCCUUGGCAUGGCAGUUGGCAGAGAUCUUCUGGGAAAGAAGAACAGUGUCGUUUCUGUGAUUGGAGAUGGGGCCAUGACUGCAGGAAUGGCAUAUGAAGCCAUGAAUAAUGCCGGAUACUUGGACGCCAACUUGAUUGUUGUACUAAACGACAAUAAGCAAGUCUCUUUACCAACUGCUACACUUGAUGGUCCUGCAACCCCGGUGGGAGCUCUUAGUGGUGCUUUGACCAAGCUUCAAGCAAGCACCAAGUUCAGGAAACUUCGAGAAGCUGCAAAAACCAUCACAAAACAAAUUGGAGGGCCAGCACAUGAAGUUGCAGCUAAAGUAGAUGAGUAUGCCAGAGGAAUGAUUAGUGCUUCUGGGUCUACACUCUUUGAGGAGCUUGGGCUGUAUUAUAUUGGUCCAGUGGAUGGACAUAAUGUUGGAGAUCUAGUCACCAUUUUCGAGAAAGUAAAAUCAAUGCCAGCCCCAGGGCCAGUCUUGAUCCACAUCGUGACAGAGAAGGGGAAGGGCUAUCCCCCAGCUGAGGUAGCACCUGACAAGAUGCAUGGAGUUGUAAAGUUUGACCCAACAACAGGGAAGCAAUUCAAGUCCAAAUCGUCAACACUUUCAUAUACUCAAUACUUCGCUGAAUCUCUUAUAAAAGAAGCCGAAGUGGAUGACAAGAUUGUCGCCAUACACGCAGCAAUGGGUGGUGGGACUGGUCUCAAUUACUUCCAGAAGAAAUUUCCAGAUCGCUGCUUUGACGUGGGGAUUGCCGAGCAGCAUGCUGUUACGUUUGCAGCUGGAUUAGCUGCGGAGGGUCUCAAACCAUUCUGUGCCAUCUACUCAUCAUUCCUGCAACGAGGAUAUGAUCAGGUUGCACAUGAUGUGGAUCUUCAAAAAUUACCUGUCCGCUUCGCAUUGGAUAGAGCUGGCUUGGUUGGUGCAGAUGGGCCUACCCACUGCGGCGCAUUUGAUAUCACCUACAUGGCCUGCUUGCCCAACAUGGUUGUCAUGGCUCCAUCAGAUGAGGCUGAACUUAUGCACAUGGUGGCCACAGCAGCAGCUAUAGGUGACAGACCCAGCUGCUUCAGAUUUCCAAGGGGCAAUGGAAUUGGAGCAAAUCUUCCAUAUAAUAAUAAAGGAAAUAUUCUUGAGAUUGGAAAAGGCAGAAUAUUAAUGGAAGGCAGCAGAGUAGCUAUAUUGGGUUAUGGUUCUAUUGUUCAGCAGUGUGUGGAAGCUGCAAACAUGUUGAAGACACGAGACAUUUCUGUGACAGUAGCCGAUGCAAGAUUUUGCAAACCAUUGGAUACAGAUCUCAUAAGGCGAUUAGCCAAUGAGCAUGAAAUCCUAAUCACUGCCGAAGAAGGUUCUAUUGGAGGCUUUGGAUCUCAUGUAACACACUUUCUAAGCUUAAGUGGACUUCUGGAUGGACCUCUAAAGUUGAGAGCAAUGGUUCUUCCUGAUAGAUACAUUGACCAUGGAUCACCCCAAGAUCAGACUGAAGCUGCCGGGCUGUCCUCAAGGCAUAUAUCUGCAACAGUCUUAUCUCUCUUGGGGAAGCCCAAGGAAGCGCUUCGGUUCUUGUAAUCACACAAAUGGAACUUCUGGCCUCCAAAGCUGCAAUAUCUUUUACACACUUAGCUUCCUGAUCAGAGGAAGUUGUUGAAAUCCAGCUUAGAAAAGAAAACUUUAGUUGCUUGUAUACUCUGGGAUUUGAAACUUGUCAAACCCUUGUCUCCGUAUUCACAAAGAGUAGAACUAUAGCUUAGAGAGAGGGAAAACAAAUUAAUGAAAAAAUAAUUACAUGUACUGUCCCUUACUAAUUCUAUUUUAGUGAACUUCAUAAAGCAAGAAAUUUUGUAGCAGAAUAUUAAAAUUUUAAUCCAAACGAAAUACAGAAGAUGAAACAUAUAGUAUUCUUGAA